This is a messenger RNA of Cordyceps militaris CM01, 1797 nucleotides long. RefSeq lists its product as uncharacterized. The coding region runs from base 1 to 1797 and encodes 598 amino acids. Gene Ontology annotation, molecular function: DNA-binding transcription factor activity, RNA polymerase II-specific; zinc ion binding; transcription cis-regulatory region binding. The transcript has 4 exons. NCBI's taxonomy places the organism in Eukaryota, Fungi, Ascomycota, Sordariomycetes, Hypocreales, Cordycipitaceae. Gene Ontology annotation, biological process: regulation of DNA-templated transcription. Gene Ontology annotation, cellular component: nucleus. The record is from RefSeq and is a predicted model, not a curated record.
AUGCCCCCCGACACGCCACCUUGCCAGCCACGUCCUGCGGGCUACGGAAAAGCGUGCAGCAAUUGUUUCCGCGCCAAGUGCAAAUGCAUCCUGGUCUCGGCGGACGGUCCGUGUGAGCGCUGCGGCCGGCUAGGAAGAGAAUGCAAACCAAUCCGCCGCGGCCGGAGGGACGUGGCAGCGAGGCUCACCGUCGCCAGGACGGCGGAGCUGGAGCAGCAGCUGGCCAGCCUCGAGGCCUUGCUCCAGGCCACGCCAGAGGAGGGAUCGCAGCAAGGGCGGCAGGAGAGUGGGAGCGCGUCGCCAUUCCGGCCGAUUUGUCCGAGUACGAUGGAACAGGAGGCCUUGUCCGACAAUGUGCCAGGGCGGGGAAGCGAAUCGGUUGAGAUGGAGCUAGAACAGGACGCGAGAUGCACGGCAAAGGGCAGCCCUUGGGCUAAUCUGCUGCCGACUGGGAAAGAAGCCCAAGAUCUCUUAGCCAAGUUUCGUGCCUGGUUGCCCAACUUUCCGUUUAUGCAUCUCCCGGCCUCUACGACAGCCGCCACGCUAUGCGCAGACAAGCCGUUCCUAUGGCUUUGCAUCACGACAUUGACCUGCAUGUCCAACUCGCAACAUCGAAAAUUACGGGAUGUUGUCCGUCGCGAGUUAUCCGAGAGAAUCAUUAUCAAUCAUGAGCGAAACAUUGACCUGUUGCUGGGCCUGAUUGCCUACCUGGGCUGGUCAUGUCUUAAUAUCAGACCGGAAUUCAAGCCUUUUAUUGUCUUGUAUACGCACUUGACUUCGCUCAUGGCGAAUGAGCUAGGUUUGUUACGGCCGGACAACGACGAGCACUUUACAUCAAUGCGAUGGAAGUCGUGGGACCCCAGCCAAUACGUGCCCACGAUACGGACCAUGCAGGAUAUCAAAGCAGCGCUGGCUACCUGGUUCUUGACCUCUCUUGGCAAUUCCUUUACCACGCGAAUAGAUACACUGCCGUGGACUCCCUACCUCGACGAAUGUGUAGAGUCCAUUGAACGCUCGGACGACCAAGAAGGAGGCGACGUGCUCAUUACGCUCGUCAAGAUACAGAGGGUCCUAGACGAAGCGAAUCAAUCUCUACGGUCUGGCAUGACGUGUGGUGGCAGAAAAAAGGCCAACACACAGUAUGUUCAAAGUCUCGUACGUGGGCUGCUACAGCCAACGAUAACGUCCGAAACGACAGAUCUUCUUCAGCUGCAGCUCAGCGCGGCCGCGGUUCACAUCCAAGCGAUGGGCGUGUUCCAGGCCGACAAACCGUCCCCCCUGCAGAGCGUCGAGUCCAUGUGGUCCUGCGCCGCGCACGCAAAGGCCUUCUUCGACGCCUUCUUCGCGAUUCCCGCCGCCGACUUUGCCGGGCUGCCCUUUUACGUCCACUUCGUCCAAGCCAGCGUGCAGCUGGUCGUGUACCGCCUCACGCUGGCGAACCCGCGCGUGUGGCGGAGCGAGGCGGUCCGCAAGCAGGUCGACAUCCUGGACGUGCUGGACCGCUCGAUUGCGCUCGUGGGCGACGUCUCCAGGGUGUACGUCAUGACGGACGAGGACCUGUACGGCAACGUGUUUCGGAGCGGCGCCAGGUACCUGCACAACCUGCGCUGUGCCUGGCAGUCGACGCUGGAAGGGGAGGCGCCUGGGCAUCUGGUGCAGGGCUCGCAUCAGGGCACCGGGCAUGGGCCGUCGAGCGCAACGGAGAUGGCGCAUGCUCUGAUGUUUCCGGGAGGAACAGGCCUUCAGAUGUCGGAAAGGUCGUGGAUAGCGGAGAUACUUGGUCUUUGGCAGAUAUAG